GGAAGCGAGACCAGACGGGUAGAAGCAGCGCGUCUCAGAUCCCCAAACAAGCGCCAUCUCUAGUCUUCCUGGGGGAAAUGGGAAUUUAUAAGAGAAGGUCGAGGGUUCGGGCUUCUGCUGGUAUCUUCUUUCUCGUCUGCUUUCUCUCCUCGUCAUUCCUGAAUGUGAGGACGUCCCUUCAGUCCGAAAAUCGAGGCCUCGGCAGUAGACUUUCUUGGCGGUGGUCGGGUGCUCCUGUCCUCCCGUCUCCGGAGAACGAGAUCAUAUCCUCCAAAGCUGUGGUGGGUGGAGUUGAUGAUUUCUACAUGAAGGGCGCUGCUUUGUGGAGAAAGGGCACGGUGGAGUGUCCUCUACCUGCCGAGGCACCUGGAGACUACAUGAAGCUGCAAAACAUCUUCAGUUUGGAGAAGGAAUGGAAGGGGAACGUAAGCAACAUCCUACUGGCUGAGACAUCCUGCAACAUGAAGCCAUCCUACCGAGCCUGGUGCGCCGUGGAGAGCAUGGUGCAGCAGAACCCGCAAUCGUUAGUGUGGUACGUCAUGACGUCAAAGGUGGUGAACUUGCGACAGGGUGUGGCUGGUCGCCUGCUGGAGCACUACCACAACCUGAGGCUGGUGACGGUGGGCCUGCGUCAGGUGUUCCAUAACACCCCACUGAUGGACCUGUACACCUCCACCUCCUGGACCCAUAACACCACGUGGCCAGCAGUGAGUCUCAGCAACAUGAUUCGCCUGGCGUUGGUGUGGCACGUUGGGGGUCUAUACAGCGACAAUGACGUGGUGUGCAUCGCUCCUCUAACCCACCAGAAGAACGUCAUAGGGCUCUACGAUGACACGAAUGUGAACAACGCUGUGUUUCACUUUGAUAGACACCACCCAAUGCUGGAGGCCUUCAUGAGUCACCUUAACGAAAACUUCAGCCCGAACGUGUGGGGGUUUAACGGACCAAUGAUGAUGACGAAGGUGCUAAAGACCGCAUGCGGCAAGGAGCUGGCUGCUGGGGACGUGUGUCAAGGGGUGACACUACUGCACAAACGAAACUUCUACCCCUUGCCUGUUGCAGAAUGGAAGAUCUUCUUCACAGCCCUGAAGGGCGUGGAUGUGCAUAAGAUGUUUCCCAACUCGUACGUGAUCCACAAGUGGAACAAGAUGAGUCACUCUCAGCCUGUCUUCAAGGACUCCGGGAUGCUGUACGACGAAACUGCUAAGGUCUUCUGUCCCAUCACCAGGGAGAUCGCCACCCAUGUGUACUGAUUCCCCAUCACUACCCCAUCACACUCCCUUAUUACUCCAUCACACUACCCCAUCGCACUCCCUUAAUACUCCAUCACACUACCCCAUCGCACUCCCUUAAUACUCCAUCACACUCCCUUAAUACUCCAUCACACUCCCUCAAUACUCCAUCACACUACCCCAUCGCACUCCCUUAAUACUCCAUCACACUACCCCAUCACACUCCCUCAAUACUCCAUCACACUACAUCAUUACCUCAUCACACUCCGUCAGCUGGCACGGAGACACAUCCGACAAGAGGAUAUUCUUACACCUACGAUAUUGAAAUAUUAAACUGGAUGGCCUAUAUUUUUUUAUCCAUGAAUUAUAUACAUUAUAUAAGAUAUGUAAAGUAUACAACAUUAAAUAUAACUGUGAUAUAGUCUAGUAGCCUCGAGUUAGAGGGAAUUUCUUCCUGGCGUGCAAAAUAAUGUGUACAAUGAUUUUGUUGGUUGAUUCCUGUAUUGUUAUUAGAGAGGCAGUAUAGGUCUUGACGUUUACGUACACCAUGUUGCUCACAGAAAUGAGUAUACCUUAUUUAAGUGAUCCUGGUUUCGCAUUUAUUUUAUCUUCGCUUUCCUGAAUGGUCUUUCAACACACACACACACACACACACACACACACACACACACACACACACACACAUUGUUGGGGGAGU
Messenger RNA from Homarus americanus (American lobster), 1929 nucleotides. Its product is annotated as lactosylceramide 4-alpha-galactosyltransferase-like. The coding region runs from base 78 to 1253 and encodes 391 amino acids. Lineage: Eukaryota; Metazoa; Arthropoda; Malacostraca; Decapoda; Nephropidae. The record is from RefSeq and is a predicted model, not a curated record. Gene Ontology annotation, biological process: glycosphingolipid biosynthetic process. The transcript has 8 exons. Gene Ontology annotation, molecular function: hexosyltransferase activity.